Messenger RNA from Temnothorax curvispinosus, 7788 nucleotides. RefSeq names its product agrin-like. Gene Ontology annotation, biological process: cell differentiation; multicellular organism development. The record is from RefSeq and is a predicted model, not a curated record. Gene Ontology annotation, molecular function: protein binding; calcium ion binding. The coding region runs from base 381 to 5861 and encodes 1826 amino acids. The transcript has 25 exons. Lineage: Eukaryota; Metazoa; Arthropoda; Insecta; Hymenoptera; Formicidae.
CUCCGCCGACUGGCCGCGGAGCAACCCCCGUUAAAAUUUACGCGCCCCGCCGUUUCGCGCUGCGCCGUUUCCACGUCACGUUUUUUCCGUCGCGAGGCCGAGCGAGGGGUCCGCGCGAGCGGCCCCGCUAGAGAGGAGAGGCCUUCGCCGCCGCGGUCCCGGGGCCGAGGGUGCCGCCGAAAGGGGCGAAAAGGUGUCGAGCCGAGUCCGGUGCAGCAGAGAGGAAGGGAGCUAACCUCCCUGACGAGACCUCGUGCGAGAACUUGGAGCACGCUGCGCGUGUGUAUGUGACCGCGUCCCCGCUCUUGCGCCUGCUCGCCAUAUUCGAGGAAAGCCGGGGCGCCACGAUCGGAACAAAGGGCAAUAUUCGAAGGGGCGGAAUGAGUAAUCGCGCGUCGCGAACGACGACGGCGACGGUGACGGAAGAGACGGCGAUGGCGGAUUUGAUUUGCGGAAAAAGCGGCGUCGGCCGACGGCGGCAACGCUCGCGUGCAACGUCAACGUACGUCAUCCUGCUGCUGAUAGUGUGCACCACGUUAACGGUAUCCCACUGCUGCUACGUCUUCCCGAAAGAAAUCAAGGAUCCCUGUGAGAAGCUGAAUUGCUCGCAAGGCUCGCAAUGUGUGCGAAGCAGGGACGGCAAGGAGGCGACCUGCCAAUGCUUGGAAUUCUGCCCAAAUUUGGGGGAUCACGAGGGAUCGGGGCCUGUCUGCGGCACGGACGGGAUCGACUAUCCGACGCUGUGCGACCUAAAUCGAGCCGCUUGUACGAAAGGUGCUAACAUCACCGUGGCAUUUCGUGGCAAAUGCGACCCAUGCGGAAACAUUGAGUGCGUAGAACCGGAAAUCUGUCAACUGGACGAUUUGAGACAACCAGUCUGUCGCUGCGGGGAACAAUGUGGCCUCGAAUAUUUGCCGGUUUGCGGGAGCGAUGGCAAGACGUAUUCGAAUGAGUGCUACCUUCGACAAGAAGCUUGUCGAUCGAAAUUGCCGCUUAAGAAAAUCUACAAUGGCGGCUGCAGUUCCGGACACAAUCCCUGCGAAACGGCGAAAUGCAGCUUGUACGAGCAGUGCGCGAUCAAUCGGCAGGGGAUCGCUAACUGCGAAUGUCGUCCCGUGUGCGAGCCGGUAAUGAGGCCCGUGUGCGCCCGCGGCGGUACAACCUACACGUCUAUGUGCGAGCUGAAGAGGCAGGCGUGUCUGACGAGGAGCAACAUCGAGAUCGCCUACGUCGGCACAUGCGGCUCCAGAGGACCCUGUUCCGAGAAGGUGUGUCAAUGGGGCGCAAUUUGCGCGGAGAUCGGCGGCAGCGCUGUGUGCGAAUGUCCGACUUGUCCGGCGGAAUUUCAACCCGUAUGCGGCGAUGAUGGCAUCAGCUACGGCAACGAGUGCAAGCUUCGCUUGGAGGCAUGUCAGCAUCGACGGGAGAUACGCGUUCUAUAUGAGGGAUUGUGCAAUGGCUGCGAGAACAAGAAGUGCGAAUUCUACAGCGAGUGCGAAAGCGACAAGGGCGGAGAAGCCAAAUGCGUCUGUCCUUCAAAGUGCGAACCUUUGGUGAAGGAACCGCCGGGGGCGGAAAAAGUUUGCGGAUCUGAUGGAGUGACAUACGAUAAUGAAUGCAGCUUGAAAAAGGCGUCGUGCACGAACCAGACCCUCGUCAACAUUAGCUACGUGGGUGCCUGCGAACUGUGCGCGAGGGUGAAAUGCGAUCACGGGGCGCAUUGCGUGGCGGGGGUGUGCGUGUGCCCGAAGGUCUGUCCGGAGAGCAGCGGCGAGCUUGUUUGCGGCAGCGACGCGAAAACUUACCAGUCCGAGUGCGAGCUGCAGCAGGCGGCCUGCGGCAGGGAUCCCAAGUUGCCGGCGUUGCACGUCAUAUUUUAUGGUGACUGCGCCGAGAGAUUGGCCGCAGCGGCGUUGACGACUAAGUCGACGCCCGCGGUGACACGCGUGGUCACCACCAUCGCCGACAUAACUAGCACGCAGGAGCGCGAGGCGUGCAAGGACAUUCACUGCGACUUCGAGGCGACUUGCGAGCUCGGCCCGGACAAGUUUCCCAGGUGCAGCUGCAGGUUCGACUGCGCCUCCAUCUCGCCGGAGAACAUGCGGCCCGUCUGCGGCAGCGACCUCAGAAUCUACUCUUCCCUCUGCGCCAUGAAGAUGGAGGCCUGCCAGAGGCAGCAGGAGCUCAGGCUGCGGCCCCUCGAUCUCUGUCAAGGCAUGGAAGUCAAGCCUUGCAACGGCGAUCCCCCACUGGUGGACUCCGAGGGUAAAGAGUACGACUGCGGUAGUGGACCAGAACGCAAAGACUGCCCUAGCAAUACUUAUUGCCAUCAGACAACGCGAUUCGCACGUUGCUGCAAGAAAGUUCACGGUAUCCAGGUGGUAAAGUGCGCGGACUCGUGGCAUGGCUGUUGCCCAGAUGGGAAAACCGCCGCGCUCGGCCCGGACGGCGCAGGCUGCCCGAGUUUAUGCGGUUGCAACCGGCUCGGCAGCGUGUCCGACACCUGCAACCCGGAAACCGGUCAAUGCGAGUGCAAACCGGGCGUAGGUGGUUUCAAGUGUGAUAGGUGCAUGCCGGGUUACUGGGGGCUGCCGAAGAUAAGCGAAGGCCAUCAGGGAUGCAUACCGUGCGGCUGCUCGUUAUUCGGUUCCGUCAGAGAGGACUGCGAGCAAAUGACAGGACGUUGCGUCUGCAAGCCUGAUAUCCAGGGACAGAAGUGCACAAUCUGCAACGACCACAACAAGAUACUCACGCGUACCGGCUGUUAUUCAGUGGACAUGACACCGCCGAUACCGACGAGCUGCAACGAGCUGGAAUGCUACUCGGGCGGCCACUGCACGGAGAUCGGCGGCGUGCACUGCGUCUGUCCGUCCGCCUGCCCGGCGGACGUGCCGUCCGUACCGGUGUGCGGCAGCGACGGGCAGACCUACGACAACGAGUGCGAGCUACGGCUCUACGCGUGCGGCCACCAGGCCGACGUGGUCACGCAGGCCUUCGGCCACUGCAGAGACGAUCCUAUGGUUAAUACGGACUUCCCCGUUAAGAGAUACACGGCCGUACAGUAUACCCAACCAGCGGCCGCCAUUUCUCCAUUGUCCAAAUCCACGCGGCACCUCUUGGUACCGGAACCGGACCCACGAUAUUAUUACACCCACCGAGCUCAUCAAGAAACCAUCACCAUCGACAGAGAUAACUUAAAACAUGGAGUGGCCGCAGUAUAUCGACCGACGCCGGCGACGAUUCGAGUGGUCACCGCUCUCCUGGGUGAUCUGUGCACCGACGACAAGGAUUGCACUAUACCGAACAGCGAAUGCUCAAACGGCGGCUGCAUCUGUUCCGAGGGCUACGCGGAAACCAGCGAUCGGCAGGAGUGCUUCGCUAAUUACGUGCCGGUGACACCGACUCAGGAAUUUCGCGCGUGUCUCUCUUAUCCCUGCCACAUGACCUCGACCUGCAUCGACUUGCCCAGCGCAACUUUCGUCUGUAUCUGCCGGCCAAAUUACACCGGGCUGCUAUGCGACGAGGAGAUCAACAAGCGGGAUUACGAGAUACCUUCCUUUGACGGUAAAAGCUACGUCAGGAUGAGCCGGCUGAAAGCGUAUCACAAAUUCAGCAUCGAGGUCGAGUUCAAAACAUAUGCGGACAAUGGAAUCAUACUGUACAAUCAGCAGAAAAACGACGGCACCGGCGACUUUGUCUCGCUGGCCAUUGUCGACGGAUACGUGCAGUUCAGAUAUAACUUGGGAAACGGGCCCGUAGUGCUCACGUCACCGGAAAGAGUGACCAUGAAGACCUUUCAUAGAGUGGCGGCUAAAAGAUAUCAUAAGGACGGAGUACUGAUUUUCAACGAUGGCGAAGACGUGGCUGGGCAAAGUCAAGGAAUGCUGAAGUCUUUGGACUUGAAUCAAGACACUUUCAUCGGGAACAUGCCGACUAAUUAUACCAAGGUUUAUGACAACAUCGGCACCAACCAUGGACUUCUCGGCUGCAUACGCAAGCUGAAAAUCAAUCGAAACAACAUAGAUCUCCACGUGGGUCGCGACAGGGACGUUCUCGAGAGUUAUCGUGUGAAAGAAUGUGGCGACAACGCGUGCGCCAAUCUGCCCUGUCAGAACGGUGCGACGUGCCAGCCGAUCUUCGAAGAGGAUCUGUGUAACGGCCGGGAAUGCAGGAGAUUACAAAAGAGGGGUAAAAGCAGGAACAACAGAGGCGGCAACGGCAAGAGUGUCGGGGUGAACAUAGUCAGAUGCAGGGGUUCCCACUGCACGUCGAUCGACCAGAGGAGGACCAAGAAGAAUGCGAGGAAAGGCGAUUACGAGUCCGAGCUGCAGUACGACAAAAAUUACGACCACGACAAUUACGCGGUGGAGAAGUACGAGCCGCCGGACUACAGGUGCAUAUGCCCGCCGCAGUUCACCGGCAGAAACUGCGAGGAAUUGCUGGACCCGUGCAUCGGCGAGCCCUGCCAGAACGGUGCCACUUGCGACAUCCUGCCGCAGGGAGGAUACGUGUGCAAGUGUCCGCCCGGUAGAACCGGCGAGCUCUGCGAGAUCCUGGACGCCGAACUGACGGAACUGUUGAUUCCCGAGAUGAACGGGAACGGAUAUCUGGAACUGCCCUGCCUAGAAGGCGUCUCGAAAGCGUUCUCCAUCGAGUUGUGGUUUCUCACACACGCGAACGACGGUCUCCUACUCUACAACGGUCAGCUGAACAACGGCAGGGGCGACUUCAUCAGUCUGAACCUGGUUCACGGCAAGCUGGAGUUCAGAUUCAACCUCGGUAGCGGUAUCGCGAAUAUCACGUCGCCGGAUCCGGUCACUCGGGAUAUGUGGCACUGCGUGAGGAUCAACAGACUCGGCAGAGAGGGUGUUCUUCAGCUCGACGACGGAACCGUCGCAAGGGGAUUGUCCGGGAGUCCUCUCACGGAAUUGAAUCUGGAGAUGCCGCUUUACGUUGGUGGCGUUAAACAUUGGCGAGAAGUUCAUCGUCUGUCCGGAGCUUGGACCGGAUUAGUAGGUGCAGUGCAGAGGCUAAUGGUAAAUGGCAAAACAUAUCAGAACCUCGCCGUGAAUGUUACUCAACACAACACGGAGAUUUACGACGGUCUGCCCUGUCCCAGCAACGAAAACCCUUGCCACAACGGCGGGGUCUGCCUCCCGCUCUUGAACAGUUAUCUCUGCAAAUGCGCUAGUGGUUACAACGGCUUGCAUUGCGAAUUCUUUAUGGGCUACGACGUAUCAGGUACCGAGAUAUCGGAGCGACCUGUGCGUUUCGAGGGCGAUAACUUCCUGCAGUUCAAGCAUCGCUACGGAAGAAGUACUAACUCGACUAACACUACCCUCGGCGAGUACUUUGAGGAGUCCUACUCCGACUACGACUUGGAGGAGGACGUCGACUACGAGUACGACAGUUACGAUUACACGGAACGCAGAGGACAGCAAUCAAACAAGUUUGAGCUACGGCUAAGGACGAUACAUCCUGAAGGUCUUAUCGCGUGGAUAGGAAGAGGAAAGAUGGAGCACCUCUUUUUGUCCCUGCACGACGGUCACGUGGUGCUCACUUAUAAAAGCAAGAUUGAUAAAGAGAUUUCCGUAAAGAGCAAAGAGAGAGUGGACGACGGAGUCUUCCAUCACAUCCGAGCGUCCCGACGGCGAAAGGCGUGUACGAUUCAGAUCGACGAGAACGUGCCUGUUAAGAUCUCGCUGGAGACAACGUUGCUAACGACUAACGGCAAGAUUUUCGUCGGCGGCAAGCCCGGCCAUCGCGGCAUCAAGGGCUGCGUGACGGACUUCAUCGUCGACAAACGGCGGCUGCAGCUCGCCAGACGGAAGAUUGACUUCUGCCACGACAACGAUGUAUGAUAACGAACCCCGAGUCCGACGAUCGUCAACGCGACGUCGAUAUCAGAAAACCUCGUCGACCCGAUGACACCGCCGUCGUCGACGACGAGUUGAUCGCGCGAUACGAACGCGAAUCUUCACGCGCUAAAUCGCACGCGGCGGACCAAGAUCGACGAUCGCCUAAGUAUCGACCGCGACAAGAUACGAUAACGUAUUCUGAUGAUCGUCAACCCCAUCCCCACGCCGUCGGAGAGUCGGCAGGCAUCUCUGGUGUUCCUAGCAAAUUAACAAACAAACUGAACGUGAAGUGCAACGAAGAUCGCCGUCGAGACGAAGUGUAGAAGAAUCGUGUUCAAUCCGGUCGAGCAACGGUGUUGAUUCCUGCCAAAAGUUGUGCGAAGAGAGAUGGUCCUCGUUCACGCGAAUCGCACUGGGUCCUUGACGUAGCGCGCGUCUCAGGGAGAAGCAAAGCCACUACCGACGAUAUCGCACAUUCCCGAAAAGAAUAAAAUUCUCGCAGGACUACAUGUGGAAUCGGAAAUUAAAGAGAAAAGACUUGAUAUCGUAUUUCUUAUAAGAUGAUCGUCUCAACAGGACCAGAGUCUCGUAGGACUGUCUGAAAACUUCCAUUCUCAAGGAUCAUUCGCGGUAUUUUUGGGAGAACGGAAAUUCAAACCCCAUAGAGGACCAGAACCUUCGGUUUUAGACAGCGCACCCAUGAAACAAUAAAGAUAAUAAAUUCACGAUUCUAAUUGGUAAUGGCGUUGUUCGUUUAAAGCUUAAACGUCCGAGUGAAGCCGGAGCCAGAACGAGAACCAAGAUACUUCCACUUUAGAAUGCAGGGUCGUCCGUUGAAGGAGACGGUUCCGCUGCUAAGGUCAGAACCGUGAGACUCUACCGUUAUCGCGUGUGAAAGGUGCGGACACUAUACACUAGGGGUUUACCGGCGUACUGUAGAAACUUCGCGAGAGUACUGCUUUCUCAUAGGGCCAUCCAAUAAAUAAGUAAUAAGGGAUAAGGAGAGAAGUAUUCAUAGUAGCAGCAUUCGAUCACUCACCAUUCACAAAACGACCACAGUAUCGAGGUUCCAGUGUAGAAAAAGAGCUGCAAAAGGGUCGAUCGCCUCACGUUUAUAUUGUUCAGAUACCAGAGUCCGUCAUCGAGAUCACCACUGCGUGGAACGGACGAAGGUGGAGGAAGAGGAGAAGCAGGAGCGAAUUAAGUGCUACGUUUUCAUCGAAAGACAAUAAUAUAUUUUUAAGGUGACGAAAUUAAUAUACAUAUGUGUACGUAUGAAUCUAUCUGUAUACGCAUGCGCGCACGAGCGGCGCGGAUUUAGCGAAAGAGAAAGAGAGCGAGGUCUGUUCGAAGCGCACCUCGUUGUAGAACCUGUAUUUAUAAUUAUAUUGUACUGAAGCACCUAAACGUUUUACGAUGCCAAGACUGACUAAAGCGACAGGCGCACGCGGGCGACGAGAAGCGACGACGACGACGACGACGACGACACGAAGAAGCGAGGGGGGAGAGAAAGAAAAAAAAGGAAAGAAACGAUAAAUCGGUGUUAUGUUUGAGUGUUCGGUAGAGAGAUUUUAAUGGAUUUCCCGAAAUAGAGGAAAUAUGUAUUUUAAAGGACUUGUUGAUUUAUCGCCAGUAUAGUAGACAAACUCACGCGACACGACACGUUGUUUUUAGGUAGGGGAGGCUUUUUACAAAUGCGCAAGAGAAUAAAUAUAUAUAAAUAUAUAUAUUAUACGUACCACUUAUAUAUACAGAAGAUUCUACAUUCCAUUCGAUGGACCGAAAUCGAGGUCGAGUUUUACGUACAUAGACAGCUGUUGAUCCAACGUGAACGUAGAUCUCGCGAGUUGUAGAUCUGAAAAUUUUUUUCGUAAUCGCGAAAACCCGUUUCUUACUUUAUGAAAAAUAAGCAGUCGUUUAAAUUUGUAAA